GGACAUCCCAUAAUAUCUUGAGCAUAAGCCGUAAACCUGGAAAUAGUGUUGCUGUCAAGGUAACGCGUCCAAGAGUAUUAAGUGUAUCUCUUCAGUUGUGAAAUAUUGUAAAGUCCAAAAGGGAAGUUGCGCGUUUUUUCCGGUGAUUUGAAUUGAAGGCAUGGAAGACGAGCUGCCCUCCAGAAAGUCGGAGGAGGGUGGUUCAUCUAAGCGGUCACAGAGGCAGCAGGAGCGCCAGGGGAAACUUCCUAGGAGACGCAAAGAAGUGAAGAGGUCUCUCCGGAGGCCAGACUGUCCAGAACACCUGUCGGGGGGAAGUGUACAUUGGUUCCCUGAGCAGCCCGGAUCAGAAGCCUCUGCAUCAGCAGAGGACACUGCUGAGGGUUGCCCAAAAAGAUGGGAUAGAUGCAGACGAGGGCAUUUUUUACAUGGACCAUAUCCUGCUACUCACUUUGGACCCAAAGCUUGCAUUCUUCCCAACCCAACCUCAGUCAUGCACAUUCAGGACCCAGCCAGCCAGCGGCUUACCUGGAGCAAACCUCCGCUCAAUGUCCUGGUCAUCAAAAAGAUUCGAGAUGAGACCCUUCUGGAGCCAUUCAAAGAGCUUUGCAGGUUCCUCUUGGAGGAGAAACAUCUGAUGGUUUACGUGGAGAAGAAAGUUGUAGACGAUGGCUCUCUUUUGAGGGAUGACUCCUUUUCCGCCAUUCGUAAUCAGCUGUGCACAUUCAGGGAAGGGUUUGAUGACAUCUCAGACUGCAUCGAUCUGAUUAUUUGUUUGGGUGGAGAUGGGACUCUUCUGUAUGCAUCAUCUCUCUUCCAGGGCAGUGUUCCCCCUGUCAUGGCCUUCCAUCUGGGCUCCUUAGGAUUCCUCACACCAUUCAAGUUUGAGUCUUUUAGAACAGAGGUGGAUAAAGUGUUUGAAGGUAAUGCUGCCAUUAUCCUACGCAGUCGCCUGAAGGUUAAGGUGGUGAAAGGCAUGUUCCAGAGGCACGAGCAGCUCCUCAGCGUUCAGGAGAAUGGAAUAGUGCCUCAUAAACACAUUAACAAUGAGGCAGGCAAAAUCACACUACAGUUACAGGUGCUAAAUGAGGUGGUGGUGGACAGAGGACCUUCAUCCUACCUGUCUAAUGUUGAUCUGUACCUAGAUGGACGUCUCAUCACAUCUGUACAGGGAGACGGUGUAAUAGUUUCCACCCCCACAGGCAGCACGGCCUAUGCUGCCGCGGCGGGAGCGUCCAUGAUCCACCCUAAUGUCCCUGCCAUCAUGGUCACCCCCAUCUGCCCUCACUCGCUUUCUUUUAGACCCAUCGUGGUGCCUGCAGGAGUGGAGCUCAUGAUAACGCUGUCGCCUGAUGCUCGUAACACAGCCUGGGUCUCGUUUGAUGGCAGAAAGAGGCAGGAAAUCCAGCACGGGGACAGCAUUAAGAUCACAACCUCUUGCUUUCCGGUCCCUUCUAUCUGUUGUCAUGACCUGGUGUACGACUGGUUUGACAGUCUGGCUCAGUGUCUCCACUGGAACGUCCGCAAGAAGCAAACACGUCUAACAGAUGCCAGCGACUCAUCAGAAACAGAGAACUGAGACAUCAAGUCACACACUCAUAUAACCUCACUGUCUGUUAAAUUCACAUUCCAUUCUGACUUCCUGAAAAGGGGUUAUUUUUACAUUACAUUUCACAUUUCUGUGUUCAUAGAUUUACAGAUUUCAUUAUACAUUGCAAUAAGAGCUCAUGCGCUACCUGAGAAAUAUUAAUAAUAAUAUUAUGAAUUCAUAUUAUUAUUAUUAUUAUUAUUAUUAUUAUUAUUAUUAAUUAUAUCAUUGUUAGAGGUUAGCCUGGAUUACUUGCAAUUUAAUGUCAACAAAACAUUUGACUAACUUUAAAUGUCAUAGUAUGACUGCGAAACAUUGUUAUGGAGGCAGUAUUUCUUAGAGAAUUGUUUUGACCGCUUCACAACAUGCUAAAUAACUGAUCUGAUUCAUCAUAGUAUAUUUUGUAUGUUUAUUAUUAUUAUUAUUACAAUAUAUUAAGAAAAACAUUAACAUUUAAUUUUUACUGUAGGUUAUGUAGAUUCAUCCAUUUCUAAAUAGUUUAAGUAACAGAAAUAAAAUCAUCCACCACAUUUUUGAACUUGAAAUGCACAUUAUCGCAGGAAAUGUGUAAGUUUUUUUUUUUUUUUGUGUGCGUUUGUGUUUAACUCUGUAGCUGUUAGCUAAAUUGACCACGAACUAUCUAUCUACGAACAGACAAAGCUUGGUUUUCUAUGUGGUUUGUCAGUGGUUCCUCAUUUAUAGUAAACCUUAUGGGAAGCCAUGCUUUGUCCGUUUAACAUGUUGGAAGUCAGUUUUGUGUGCUCUUAUAGACGACAUUGUACACUUUAACAACCAAGAUUGAAUGUGGUUUAUUCCCUGUAGCUCAAAAUGGUGUUUAAUUUUCAUUCAUACUGAUUAACUUGUGCAGAUCCUUUCUGAAUAUGAAUCCAAUAACUAAUGUUCUUUCAGGCUGAAUGGCUGUCAAACCGAAGUAGUUCUUGUCAAAGAACGUUGUAGCCUCCCUGUGGCGGCACAGGAUGUUGCAUUUUCAAAACCAUUUUCUAAAGCCAUUAUGUUUAGUUGAAUAUUUAAUAGACUUUAAUAGCUGUGAUCUUUUCAUUUACAGAUGCAUUGUAUGUUUAUAUAUUUAUGGCACUGCAAAGUCAUAUGUCAUUGCAUAAGAACUUAGUAUAGCUGAACGUAUGUAAGCUGUUUACGGUUUGAUGUAAAUAAGAGAUCCAAUGACCUGUCUCAUUUGUAAUAUUUCAAUAAACGUUUCUUUUUAUCUUG
This is a messenger RNA of Puntigrus tetrazona (Sumatra barb), 2818 nucleotides long. It is a transcript of the gene nadkb, whose product is annotated as NAD kinase b. The record is from RefSeq and is a predicted model, not a curated record. NCBI's taxonomy places the organism in Eukaryota, Metazoa, Chordata, Actinopteri, Cypriniformes, Cyprinidae. Bases 161 to 1579 code for a protein of 472 amino acids. Gene Ontology annotation, biological process: NADP+ biosynthetic process; NAD+ metabolic process. Gene Ontology annotation, molecular function: NAD+ kinase activity. The transcript has 12 exons.